CUUCAAACCCGGAUGGAUGACUUCACUGUUCCGCCUGGGUUUCCUUUAUGAUCCCGGGAUCUCCCACUUUCCUCAUCAGACUUCUCCGAACGCACACGCGAACACAACGCUCCUCUCUCGACCGUCACCUCAUUGCCCAUCACGGCGCUACCUGCUCGGGCUCUGCAUCUUGCGAAGCUGGCUGCAAAAGAAGACUGCCCGUUACAUUUACCGUGAGAGGAUUUCAAGAGGAUCGCGUGAGAAGUGCAAUUAUUUGCGGAGAUCUGCGAUUUAUUGCUCAUCUCCUCCUAUUCAACCCUAUUUUUCGUCGCACGACCCGCUCUCUCUCUGUGCCAUAAUGUCCGAGGUCCUGCCAUACAAUGAGGGGAAAAUGAGCGGAUAUGGAGCAGACAGCGAAGUCAGUCAAAUGUCGUUCAGCUGUGGGCUGCAAGACACUAAUUCGUUCUUCGGGGCGUCGCAAGCAAAAAGACCCCCCAAACUUGGACAAAUUGGCAGAGCUAAGCGAGUGGUCAUUGAAGACGACCGGAUAGACGAGGUUCUGAAGGGAAUGACGGACAAAUCGUCACCUGGCGUUUAAACGUGAACGAUGCCUUGCUGACUUUUUAUUUUAAUCACCGGUUUGAAGCACUUGUCGGCUGUGCAUGUGUACGAGGAUUGUAAGGAGAAAGAGAAGGUACGGAGCGAUGACGAAGAUGGGGAAAGAAAGAGAGAGAUGAGAAGCGAGAAAGCAGAAGAGAUGGAAAGACCGAGAUUUAUUUUGGGGUUGCUGGCAAUUCUCCAAACGAAACCCGAUUUAAACUACUGCUGCGCAGGAAGACGCGGAGAUGGCUGAACCGUGCAGCUCCGUCUUUCAACCUCUGCCGAUGUAUAGCAAUGGAUGAACUUGCCAUUAUUUCAUCACCAUCUUCUUCCAAAAAAGCGCUUACAAGCCACAAAACAUCAACAACUGGAAGCUGAAUUGCAUUUUAAGCUCUUGUUUCUAUAGCUGUACAGUAAAGCUCGAAGACCAUCUUUCCCCAAAACACGCUUUUUACAUUGAAAACACAAUCGGCAACGCCGUAUUCAAAGGAGCUGUUCCGUUCAGCACUGAUCAAACGUAGAAUGCAUUCCGAUUGCUGCUAGAGCUAUCUUUCAAACAGACCAACUAGAUAUUAAAAUCCUAUAAAUAAAAAGACCCAAUGUAUGUAAUUAUGGAAAAUCUACGUAAGAAUGGUGCAUUGUUUAUAGCCUAUAUAAAUAUUAUAUAUUCUCUUUUCUAGCUUCGGGACGGUCCGUUUCAAACAAAUACACAAACUAAAUUAUUUUAAAUGGAAGCAGCUUAUUAUUGCCCCCACCCCCAC
Molecule: messenger RNA, 1340 nt
Organism: Megalops cyprinoides (Indo-Pacific tarpon)
Lineage: Eukaryota; Metazoa; Chordata; Actinopteri; Elopiformes; Megalopidae
Gene: camk2n1a
Product: calcium/calmodulin-dependent protein kinase II inhibitor 1a
Exons: 2
Coding region: 17-577 (186 amino acids)
Biological process (GO): negative regulation of protein kinase activity
Molecular function (GO): calcium-dependent protein kinase inhibitor activity; protein kinase binding
Source: RefSeq, a predicted model, not a curated record